Molecule: messenger RNA, 495 nt
Organism: Bolinopsis microptera
Lineage: Eukaryota; Metazoa; Ctenophora; Tentaculata; Lobata; Bolinopsidae
Product: neo-calmodulin-like
Exons: 3
Coding region: 1-495 (164 amino acids)
Molecular function (GO): calcium ion binding
Source: RefSeq, a predicted model, not a curated record
AUGAACGACGCACUGACCCCUUUCCAGCGAGAGAAACUCUCGAAAGUGUUCAAACAGUUUGACUCUAACGGUGACGGCACCAUCUCUUUAAGGGAGUUCAAGAUAGCGUGCAGGAGGUUUAACCCUAACAUGUCCGCCUCUGAGGUGGAGAUGCUGGCAGGACAGAUGGACAUAGACGGUAACGGUAUGAUAGACCUUGAAGAGUUCUGUCUGUGUAUGGCGCGACACGUGGCAGCAAGCAGACAGCGCGCCCAACAGCAGCAGUCCGCAAAUAAGCCUGCCCUCACUUCCAAGCAGCUCAGAGACGCUUUCAAUUACUUUGACAAGGAUAAGAGUGGGACAAUAAGUCAGACAGAAUUACGCCAGGUGAUGCAAACUCUGGGAGUAAAGUGCAAUGACACAGAGUUUAAAGCCAUGCUCGUCAACAUCGACACUAAUGGAGAUGGGGUGAUCGACUUUGAAGAGUUCUCGAAACUUCUUACUUCCUUCAUGUAA